AUGGCUUUACCAAACUCCUCGGGCUCCUCUGGAGCUGACAAGCCCAACCCCAGUCUCAUAGAUCUGGGAACAUUCUUCGUGGACUCUGAUAUCAUAUUUGGAUUUACCAGUCAUCUUCUGAGGAGAAAAGCAAAGGAUCCUGGCUACGCAGCCUUCCUAUUCGACCAGCUCCAAGUGCCUGGGAGCCAUGAGGGCUGCUGUCAGGUGUGUUCUACGCCUCUCCACCAGCUGAGGCAGGAGGCCCUGCAGACAGUAGGCGCCCCGCCCGCGGCCCUGACCCUGAGCCACGCCAUGCCUGCUCUGCCCUCCACCACCCUCUCUGGGCAACCUCAUAAACUGACACUCUCCUCCUCCAGUGCCCAUGUGAGGCAGCCUUCCAAAGCCCACGCCCAAGCCCACACCAUCCUGCCCCUGAGGGAGAGUUGGCACAGGGGGCAGGGCUGUCCGCAGGGCUCCUCUGUCUCUGCUGGGCCCAAGACCAGUGUCCAGGUGACGAUGGGGGGAGGGCAGCUGACAGGAACCCUGGGAUCGGUCACUAUCCAGGCCCAGCAGUACCUUGAGGGCAUGUGGAGCAUCUCCAGAGUCAACAACUUCCUCCCUCAGCCCAGCCCAGCACAGGGUCUGAUGGGGGACGUAGAGAGGGACGUCCCUGCCCCUGCUUCGGAGGCCCCUGUCCCCAGCUCUAACUGUAGUCUGACCCCCAGCCGACAGAGGAGCGCCGUCCAGCUGGGACAGUGUGACGUCACCCCCCCUGCCCCUGGCCACACCUCCACACCCACCUCCACUCAGAGUGCAUCUGCUGCAGCCUCCUUCUUCAUCAGGGCAGCUCAGAAGCUGAACCUCUCGUCCAAGCGGAAGAAGCACCAGCCUCCCUCCCUGCUGCACCCUGGAGCCCAGGAGCCCUCCAUCUACCCCACCAACUUCAGCGGCAUCCUGCAGCUCUCGCCACCCCCCGCCCCGCCAUGCCUGCUCCGCGCUGUCUCAAAGGUCAAGGAGAACCCUGGGAUGGGAAAGGUAAAAGUGAUGAUGCGUAUCUGCCCCUCCCUGGAGGCUCCUGAUUCGUCAGAGUCCAUGUCCUUCCUGAAGGUGGACCCCAGGAAGAAGCAGCUGACCCUUUACGACCCCUCGGUCAACGACCACGCCAACUCAGGGCACAGGAGAGCCACCGUGGCCGUCCCAAAGAUCUUCGUCUUCGACGCAGUGUUUACCCAGGAUGCCUCUCAAGCAGAGGUGUGCUCAGGGACAGUGUCUGAGGUCAUCCAGUCUGUGGUGAACGGUGCGGACGGUUGCAUCUUCUGCUUCGGGCAUGUCAAGCUUGGCAAAACCUUCACCAUGAUUGGCAAAGACGGCUCCACCCAGAACCUCGGCAUCGUGCCCUGCGCCAUCUCCUGGCUCUUCAAUCUCAUUAACGAGCGUAAGGAGAAGACGGGCACGCGCUUCUCUGUCCGUGUGUCUGCCGUGGAGAUCUGUGGGAAGGACGAGGCGCUGAAGGACCUCCUGUCUGAGGUGUCCACGGGAAGCCUUCAGGACGGACAGUCCCCAGGGGUCUACCUGCGUGAGGACCCUAUCUGUGGCACUCAGCUCCAGAACCAGAGUGAGCUCCGCGCCCCCACGGCAGAGAAGGCAGCCUUCUUCCUAGACGCGGCCAUUGCAGCACGCAGCACCAGCAGGCCCGACUCAGAUGAGGAGGAGAGACGCAACUCUCACAUGCUGUUCACACUGCAUAUCUACCAGUACCGCAUGGAGAAGAGCGGCAAGGGAGGCAUGUCGGGCGGACGGAGCAGGCUGCACCUCAUAGACUUGGGGAGCUGUGAGAAGGUCCUCAGUAAGAGCCGAGACGGAGGGGGAGGCCUGUGUCUGUCUCUCACUGCACUGGGAAACGUUAUCAUGGCUUUAGCCAAUGGAGCCAAGCACGUACCUUACAGGGACAGCAAACUGACGAUGCUGCUGAGAGAGUCGCUGGGGAACAUUAACUGCAGAACUACAAUGAUCGCCCACAUCUCUGACUCCCCUGCCAACUACACUGACUCCCUCACCACCAUCCAGCUGGCCUCACGCAUCCACCGCAUGAGGAAGAAGAAGUCCAAGUAUGCAUCCAGUUCCUCUGGAGGGGAGAGCUCCUGUGAGGAGGGGAGGAUCCGUCGGCCACCUCACCUCAGACCCUUCCACCCCCGGACGGUGGCCCUGGACCCAGACCUGCCCUCCCUGCUCAGCGACCCAGACUACUCCUCCAGCAGCGAACAGUCCUGUGACACCGUCAUCUAUGUGGGGCCGGGGGGCGCCGUCAUCUCAGACCGGGAGCUAAGUGACAACGAGGGCCCCCCCACCUUCGUUCCCAUCAUCCCCUCCCUGAACAGGAAGCGGUCUGGGAAGGAGGGCCCCCUGGACAGGGAUCACUUCUUCAAGUGCAACACGUUUGCUGAGCUGCAGGAGCGCCUGGAGUGUAUCGACGGCAGCGAGGAGCCUACAGCGUUUGUUGGAGAGGCCAGGGGAAGUCAGGCCAGCCCCAAGGUGGACAGCAAAGCAAAGGAAUGCCCUGGCUCUGUUUCCCCAAAGACUGUAACUAAAGUCUCCUCCUCCCAGGAGAACAUAUCACCUAAACUUGCUCCUAAAUCUGUAGCCAUUCCUCCAUCCAGUAGCCCCCAUAUCAGCCCUUCUAAGUCUAAACUGGAACAUUCCAGAGGGGUGUCACAGAGCAUAUGUAGAACAAGUGCUGAUGGUGAGAAGGUGAUGUCAGAGAGCAGAGCAAGCCCAUUCAUACAGGGUGUGGCCACGGUGCCAGCCUCUGAGCCAGUAGUACGGGAGAAGGUUUACUUCAACAAGAAGCCCUUACCCAAGCCUGCUCCCCCUCCCCCACAGCAGAGAGACUCAAGCAGGGGCAACGGAGAGGCAGAGGAGAGGUCCCCCACCAGAAUGCCCCCUGUGGGAAUGAGCCAUCAGGUUGGAAAACAGGGGGAGUCUGGGGACCCCUUCCUUGAUAGGACCCAGACCAGGGGACCUGUAGAGGUGUGCCAGCUACGCUCCACCCUGAGAGAGAGGUACAUGGACAGGGACAACCUCCGGGCUACGGUCACCCUGCAGCAGCCUGUGGAGUUGAACGGAGAGGAUGAGCUGGUGUUCACUGUGGUGGAGGAGGUUUCCAUCGGCAGCAUCAUAGACAGCGGGCGGCCCUCCAGCAUCAUCAGCUUCAACAGCGACUGCUCCCUGCAGGCCCUUGCCUCCGGCUCCCGGCCCGUCAGCAUCAUCAGCAGCAUCAACGAUGAGUUUGACGCCUACACAUCUGCUGUGAGGGGUGCAGAGGUCAACAUCGAGGUGCUCACCCCCUUACAGGAUGACUCAUUUGUGUGUGUGGGCAGCAGGGGCUCGUCCAUCAGCUCCUGGCUCAGCGAGGUCAGCGUCUGUACUCUGGAGAGUGAAAGGGUACACUCUGCAGACGUUUUCCUCCCACAGACUAAGCACAUCGGCCCAGACGGCACCUUCUACCUGGAUUCCAUGGGUAUGUUCCACUGUGAAUCAUCCCGAAGGGAUGCCAAGAACUCCCUGAACGACAGUGGCUUUAGCUUUUCUGAACUGGACAGUGACAGCACAGCACCUAGCAAACUGUCCCUGACAAAGUGCCCUCUGUCUCCCGAGUCAACCAAAGGAUCCCUCAGAUUCCCAUCCAAAUCAGCUAAAGUUAACUCUCUCAGCUCCUCCUCACAACCCUCCCAGGGCCCUUACAUAGUCCACUCCAGUCUUCCCAGGAAACUUCCAGACUCCAGCGCCCCCAGCAAGCUCCCCAGAACCCCAGUAAGUGGCAUUCCCUGCCGCAAAGCUGGUGUUGUCAACAGCAAUGGUGUAUCUCGCCCACCCAAGGUGCAGGGUUCUACCUCAGCUCAGAGGGUGGUGGACGGCUGUGAGAAGUCCACCAGUAAGAAAGCGGAGCCCCCCAGCAAGAUGCCUCAGCUCAGACGAGGGGCCACCACCCUGGGCACUGUGCCUGUCAUCCACGUCUCCCCAGAGACCAAGGCCACAACCCAGAACAUCACCACUACAACCAACAUUCUCAAGUUCUCCUCUCUGGGGAAGAAUGGAAAGGCAAAUGGGCAGCAAGCCAGCAUGCUCCCCAAACCUGGUGGUACCUCACCUCCUCCACCUCCAGUGCGUAAGUCCAGUCUGGAUCAGAAGAACAGGCCUCUGCUGCCCCAAAGUGCCUUAAAGUCUGUGUACGGUGAAGCAGGGAGGCCCAAACUUACCAGGGGGGCGGUGUCAGAGGAUGAGCUAGAGAUCCACUGCAGAGUAGACUCCAACAGCCUCAAAACCUCCAGCCUCAGAGGUGACUACACCCCGGCCAAAGCCACAUCCAGUCUGAGGGCCAGAGGAGAUGCUAGUCGGCAGCAUUACGGCAGUCAGAUGCCUCUGGAAAGGAGUGACAGCAUGUCCAUGGUGGGCUCCAAGCCCACUCUCAGUCGAGAAAACAGUGGAGCCAGCCUGGGCUGCAGCAAGUCCAGCAGAUCCAUUCCCAGAUUCGGUGUACCAAACUCAACCAGCUCUCCCAUUGCUACAUUCCCAACUUCCCCCUGUUGUGCUACAGGUGCUCUAGGUAAACCUGGGCAGGUCAAAGGUAGUGUUAACCCCAGGGCACUAGGAGCGGUCAAUGGAAGUAAGGACCGUUCGUUGUCAGCGAGCAACUCUAAGGGCCUGAGCUCCUCCACAAAGUCCCUGGCAGCUCCAGCAACCAGGAACCCCAAUGCCAACCUUCCCCCGACUGGCAAGACCUCCGCCCCGCGAGCCACGGCAGCCGUCAGCAGCAAGCCUGGCCGGGGGACCAUCAUGGGCACCAAGCAUGCUAUGCGGGCAGCCAACAGCCGGGUCAGUGAGCUGGCAUUAGGCAGCACAUCAGGCAAACACCUGAGGGGCUCAGGGGACUCUGACAGUGGUAAUGACAGUGGGGUGAACCUGAGUGAUGACAAGUCCCCCGUGGCCAUGCUGCCCUCCCCCUACAGUAAGAUCACAGCCCCCAGAAGGCCGCAGCGCUACAGCAGUGGCCAUGGCAGUGACAAUAGCAGUGUUCUGAGUGGAGAGCUGCCCCCAGCUAUGGGCCGCACAGCCCUCUUCUACCACAGCGGGGGCAGCAGUGGUUAUGAGAGCAUGAUCCGGGACAGCGAGGCCACAGGCAGCGCCUCCUCUGCACACGACUCAAUGAGUGAGAGUGGAAUGUCCUCCUCAGGCCGCCCCAGGACAUCCAAAUCCCCCAAGAAACGCAAUGGGCUACAGCGGAGGCGGCUCAUCCCGGCCCCCCUGCCAGACACCUCGUCACUGGGGAAGGCUGGCACAGCUGGCCAGUGGGUGGACCUGCCGCCCAUGUUAGGACCACUGAAGGAACCCUUCGAGAUCAAGGUGUACGAGAUCGACGAUGUGGAACGGCUCCAGAGGCGACGACAGGAGGACUUGGUUGAGGGCCUGCUGUACUUCAACAGUAAGCUGAAGGUUCUGGAGCGGCGGCAGCAGCAGAUCAGGGAGCUGAAGGUCAAACAUGAGGCACUUAAGGAAGAGCUAGAGGACACCAAGACCCGGCUGAUGAUGGACCCUUGCAAGUGGAUAGGAGAGUUUGAGGUGGACCAGGAUUUGGACAAGGAGUCCCAGGAGUACCUGCAGGCCCUGGGUCAGGUCACAGAGGAGCUGGAGUUCUGUGUCAACCUAUGCAAGUCACGUGUCAUGAUGGUGACCUGCUUCGACAUCAGUGUGGCAUCACCGCCCAACACUCAAGAGGGACUGCGAGAAGUGGAAGUCUGACAAUGAGCAAAAGAAGAGAUGGAGAAUCAAGGAAGUGAGAAAGGAAGAAUUAUGAAAUGUAGCAGUCAGUUCAUAGUUAUUGCUGGAAUGAAGUGACAAGAAAAACAAAAAAGAUAAAAGAUGAGACAAACGAGCUGGGUGUCUUUGCAUGGAGACAGGAGAUCUGAACCGACUUAUCUGCAGUGCCUCGUUCUGGACAUGUUCAUGUUGGAAUGGGAGAUAAGUGUGUGCACAGACACACCAGUUUCUGUGUUCCAGCAUGAUGAGAGAGAGGCCAUCAUUUACCCACGAGUCAUUCAACGAGACCCGGAAGUGCCUUUUUCACUCGACUUAUUUUGAGUCAUUAUUUUUUGUAUGGUGCUAGUAUCAUAACCAGCAUACCUAAACAAACCCUGAACAUAUUCCUUUUAAGAAAUAAUUAUUUUAUAUUGCAUUGUAUAGUGUAUUUAUAUGAUUAUGCUGUGUGUAAAAUAUAAUUUCUAGGUAAAAAAAAGAAAAAAAGAAGAGCAAUAAGCUAAUGUUAUUGCGUUCCCAAACUUUGCCUUUUCUCAUGUUUCAAACCAACCUCAGUCAGCAUUUUGCCCAUGUUAAUCCAGCCUCUUGCGCCUUAUGUUAUCUUUCUGGUUCAGUAGUCUACCUUUUAAAACAGGUCUGUGUUAUCUUGUCAAAGACUCAAUUUACUGUUAUCACUCAGCCACUGCCAGCUGAAAGCUAGCAGGGUUGAAUAAAUGUUUCUUCCCUCCAGUUGCCUUGAUCACAAGGGGUCCCAGUGGAGGUGCUGAGAUGGGUGAUGGUGGAGGUGUAGAGAAGGGGAGAGGAAAGUAUGUGGUAUGUGGGGCGGAGCUGUGUUUGCCCUUGUUUAUUUAAUUGGAGAUGUGGCAACGGCAGAACACAUCAAUCAGAAGGGUCACCAUACAGGGCCUGCUCCCAACAGGCUGUGUGUACGCCAUGAUUCAUGGUUGUGACAGUUGGCUCUCUCCAGUGCUCUGUGCUAGGGGUGUCCAGAGUCAACCUGACAGACCUCUGUCACCCUCCCUGUACCCCCAGAGCGAUGGGGAAGCAUGCUGAGUAUUAUUCCCAGGCACAGAGGUGCUCGUCAGUGCUCCUAUUUUAUCCCUAGACGGGCCUCUACUGGGUUCUACUGACACAAACAAAAGGGCAUAGAUGAGAUGCCACAAGCAAGCGUCAUUCUAUGGCUAUUUUGUGGUGUGCUCUUUUAAGUGGUGCCAAGCCUUGGUUCUAUGCAUUCCAACAUUCUCACUUCCACUAUAAGAAUACCCUCCAUAAAGCACUAAGAUCAACAGCACAGACCGUUUGCAAUGACUCAGAACCCUCUCUGAGUUAUGCUUCAAAGCUACACAUAUUACACAUAUAGCACUUCUCUCCAACCUUCUACUUUCUUUACUAAUUUAACCGGAUGUCUCAAUCAAAGACUAGGACAGGCUCCAAGAGGACAGUGUCCUAAAUAAAGGCCGUGAGAAACCACAGUUUCCUGUGUUUACAUGCAGUGAAGAAAUUGCCGCCUUCAGAUUUAGACGUUGUUUGGCAAAUACAAUCAAUCAACUAGCUGUAUGUAGCUGCCAGAGUGUUUGUGUUUUAAUCACUUCUCUGAAAAUGGUGUGGACAAAGAAGAUGAACUGGUUUUGGUUAUCUAGAGUAAGAAACUGGAUUUGGUUAUCUAGAGUAAGAAACUGGAUUUGGUUGUAUUUUGAUGUGUUUGAUUUAUAUAACUAAAAUAUUCAUUUGUUUUCUUUCCUCUUACAAAGAUAUACCCUCAGGCCCUUUCUGAAGAUGCUGCAUGAGAUUUUUUAUUAAUUUGUAAGAAUGAUUUCUAUUCCAUUUUUACCAUUUUGAUUUUAAUAAUAUCUUUGGCUCUCGAUCAUGCUGGGUUAGUUUCAUGACUAUUAGCAAACUAAAACAUUUUUUCAAGAAAGUUGAUGUAUGUCAUAUUUCAUAUCAAAACCCAUAUUUUCUAAUGUCUUUGGUUUUGUAUAGGAUUUUCUGACCCUGUGUACAAAUGUAUGAUAUGGCAGCUCGUGUUGAGUUUUAUCUGUGAAUAAAAUGUUUCUUCUUAUA
Molecule: messenger RNA, 7851 nt
Organism: Salvelinus namaycush (lake trout)
Lineage: Eukaryota; Metazoa; Chordata; Actinopteri; Salmoniformes; Salmonidae
Product: kinesin-like protein KIF26A
Exons: 15
Coding region: 1-5775 (1924 amino acids)
Biological process (GO): microtubule-based movement
Molecular function (GO): microtubule motor activity; ATP binding; microtubule binding
Source: RefSeq, a predicted model, not a curated record